AUCUUCCUUUAAAGGCAUCAAUAUUCCAUACAAGUUCACUCUCGUCCCUAAUUUUUUCUUUCCCAGUCGAUUUCCUAUCAUCUCUUGCAAUUCUUCUCUGCCUUAUAUCAGAACCCAUCGGUCCUCUUCUAUUUUAAAUCUUCGCAACCUUACCUUCUCUUCAUAGCUCACGAUGGCUUUGCUGAUCCCCAAAGGAUCCUCCUUAUUUUCUUCCACUCACCAAUGGAAUUAUGAUGUCUUCUUGAGUUUUAGAGGUGAAGAUACCCGCUAUGGAUUUAUGAGCCAUUUAUAUCAAGUUUUGUGUGAUAAGGGCUUUAAUACCUUCAUCGAUGAUAAUCUUCAAAAGGGUGAAGAAAUUUCAGCAGAACUUCUCAAAACCAUUGAAUCAUUAAUGAUUUUGAUUAUCGUAUUCUCUGAAAACUAUGCAUCAUCUACUUGGUGUUUGGAUGAAUUAGUCAAGAUUCUUGAGUGUAAAAAUAACUGCAAGUUGGUCUUACCAAUUUUUUACAAAGUGGAUCCAUCAAAAGUACGCAAACAAGAGGGAAAGUUUGGAAUAGCGUUAGCUAAACAUGAAGAAAAAUUCAACAAUAACAUGGGUAAAGUGCAAAGGUGGAGGGCAGCUCUGAAUGAAGCUGGUUCUUUGUCUGGAUUGCAUUACAGAGAUGGCAACCUUGAAUCGAAAUUUAUCCAAGGAAUUAUGGAAAAGAUAUCAAGUACUAAGUUAAAAUGCACAAGGUUAUUUGUUGCUAAACACCCUGUUGGAGUAGAUACUCACGCAAAGGCCAUAGAAAUGUUGUUAGAUAUUGAGUCAACUGAUUUUUGAAUAGUAGGGAUUCAUGGUCUUGGGGGAAUAGGUAAGACUACAAUUGCAAAGGCUGUUUAUAACAGGAUUUUUGACCGUUUUGAAAGA
This is a messenger RNA of Quercus robur (English oak), 910 nucleotides long. Its product is annotated as TMV resistance protein N-like. Bases 173 to 823 code for a protein of 216 amino acids. The record is from RefSeq and is a predicted model, not a curated record. The transcript is spliced from 2 exons. NCBI's taxonomy places the organism in Eukaryota, Viridiplantae, Streptophyta, Magnoliopsida, Fagales, Fagaceae. Gene Ontology annotation, biological process: signal transduction.